CUUCAAACAAUUGCUUCCACCACCACGACGAUGUAUAUCCAUUGAUUCUAUUCUUCUGUUUUCCAUCGCGUCAUACAUCAUACAUACAGCUCCAUAGGUGGUCCUGUAAUUGGGAUUCUUCUAUAAUGCUUUUGCUUCCAUUCACUCUUACGUCGAUUUACCACCGCCCAUCAUGACACCAUCCGAAUUCGAGGCAGGCGUCGAUGCUCCCGAGUCGAAUUGCCCUUUCUGCACCAUCGCCGACCACUUCCCGCCGUUCAGCGCAACCAGCCCGCCAAGAGAUCACGACCACGACAUUGACCCGACCAAGACAACCCCCCCGGCCUUCGUCGUCCUCUCCACAGGCACCCUCGUCGCCUUCCUCGACAUCAUGCCCCUCUCCCGUGGCCACCUCCUGCUCUGCCCCCGGACACACCGCCCGAAACUCACCGACGUCUCACGAGAUGAAGCCGCCGAUCUAGGCCGAUACCUCCGCGUCCUCUCGAAAGCCCUGUCGCGCGUCACGGGUGUGGAGGACUGGAACGUCGUCCAGAAUAACGGCGCCGCUGCGGCGCAGGUCGUCAUGCACAUGCACUUCCACCUCAUCCCGCGGCCCGAGAUACGUGCGAGCGGGAGAUACAGCGAGAGUUUUACCAUGUUUGGCCGGGGUAAGAGGGAGGAUCUCGACGAGGACGAUGCGGAUCAACUAGCGCGGGAGCUGAGGGAAGCUGUCGCUGAGGUCCUGCGGGAAGAAGAGGUCGAAUCACAGAAGGACAAAUCGAAACUCUGACAUUUCGUUUCUGCUGCUGUUUUGUUUGGCUCACAUUGGCAUUGGCAUUGGCAUUGUUUCAUGAAUGCAUUUUUACUCUUUAACUUUUAUUCUUAGUUUUAGCGUGCCAUCGGGCGUGUCAUCUAUAUAUAUACCCCGGAAAUACCAGCGACACGGAAUGCCAACAGUAUUUUCUUCUUGCCAUGCCCCACGCACACACACACACACACGCACACACACACGCACACGCACACGCAGAAACCGUUUCUUCCAUCAUUUAUGCUUAACUUCUCUCUAUUCGUCAUCACCCAGGAAGACCUUGACACCAUCGGGCAAAAAGGCGCCAUCGCAGACCUUGAAUCGCUCCGUGAAGCUGGACAGCUGCUUCAUCUCCUCGUCGGUCAGCUCCCAGCCGUCCAGGUCAAAGUUGGCGUCGAUACGCUCCUUGGACACGGACUUCGGGAUGACGCUCGUGCCGCGCU
Molecule: messenger RNA, 1230 nt
Organism: Sodiomyces alkalinus F11
Lineage: Eukaryota; Fungi; Ascomycota; Sordariomycetes; Glomerellales; Plectosphaerellaceae
Product: HIT-like protein
Exons: 1
Coding region: 173-769 (198 amino acids)
Biological process (GO): nucleotide metabolic process
Molecular function (GO): catalytic activity
Source: RefSeq, a predicted model, not a curated record